ACUACUUUUCAUUUCCACCGUCCCUUUAAUCAAACUAAACCAUAUCAAUACUGUGAUCCAAACACCUUCUCCACCUUUCAUAUUCAUGCAUUAAGGUCCAAAUAUUCAACCACUUGCUUCAAUCAUUUACCUUAUUAUAUAAAGGAUCUAGUUUUUUUAUUUGUUUUCUACUGCUACAAAUAUCUUUUUUCUGUCCAAUUCUCAUCAUAAGAAAACAUGAUGCUAAGAAGCUCUUCUACACCAGUUCUUGGAUCUCUCCUCUCAUCCAGUUCCUUUCCUGAUAGUCCUAAUCAUCAUGAACCUUGUCAUGCACUCAAGCAUCUACCACCACCAACACAUCACAACAAGCUCUCUUUCCAUCAAUCUGGUUCGUUCAAUCUCUCAUGCAGUUCUUCUCCGAUUUCUCCUUCCAUUACUGAUCUUGAAAGACAAAACAAAGGGUUGAUUAGAAGAGUUCAAUCUGAAGGUAACUUGGAAGAUCUAGCUUAUGCUAAUGAGGAGAGAUUCAGUUGUAUGGAUCAUUCUUCUAAGAGGUAUUCAGUGAGACAAAGAUGUUUGCCACUUGAGACUAUUCCGUCUUUCUCUCUUUCUAAGCGAACAGGUUUGCGCGAAGAAGAGGAAGAUGUUGAAGAUGAAGAAGACUCUGAUGAUGAGUUUAGUGUGAUGAGUAGUAUGAAGGUGAGUGGAGAAAUGGAUAGAGUUUGCAGGGUGAGAUUUGGGGAGGAGGGAAAGGUUGGUAGUAAAGAAAUGUAUCUUGCAAAGGGGCUUGGUGUUGAUGUGUGUGGUGAUGGAAUAGGUGGCGGCUGCAGAGGAGGCAAUGGAGGAGGUGGUGAUUCUAAUUUCAUGGGAUCUAGAGGGAAUGAUGGAGAUAAUAAUAAUCAUGGGGUGGAAGAAUAUUACAAGAAAAUGGUGCAGCAAAAUCCAGGGAAUUCAUUGUUCCUGAGAAACUAUGCUCAGUUUUUGUAUCAGAGCAAACAAGACCGUGAAGGGGCAGAGGAGUAUUAUUCCAGAGCCAUACUAGCAGAUCCAAAUGAUGGAGAAGUUUUAUCACAGUAUGGAAAACUAGUUUGGGAGCUGCAUCAGGACGAAGAAAGAGCCUCUAGCUAUUUUGAACGAGCAGUACAGGCCUCUCCUGAAGACAGUCAUGUACAAGCAGCGUAUGCGAGUUUCCUUUGGGACACAGAGGAAGAUGAGGAUGCAGGUUGUGACGAGAUGCAAUGCUUACCUCAACAUUUUCAUGUGGGAGCUAUGGCUACUACUGGUGCUUAGAAGAGAAAGGCUGAAAACAUUUUCUGAUGUAUAUAAGGGUCUCUUAGAUGACUUGGAGCUUUAUUGUAGAGAACCAGAAAUCACAAGCUGAGUUUCUUUUGCAGUGUCGGUUCAUUGGGUUCAAAAUUACUUAGACUUGCUUCAAGUUUGUAACCAUUUAAGUAAUCAACAAACCAAUUGAUCAA
Molecule: messenger RNA, 1454 nt
Organism: Lathyrus oleraceus (garden pea)
Lineage: Eukaryota; Viridiplantae; Streptophyta; Magnoliopsida; Fabales; Fabaceae
Exons: 3
Coding region: 217-1269 (350 amino acids)
Biological process (GO): RNA processing
Molecular function (GO): protein binding
Source: RefSeq, a predicted model, not a curated record